UACAUCUACAAUCACCAUGAAGGCUGUUGUCGUUGCUCUGAUGUGUGUUGGCUUGGCUGUACUAGCAGAAGCGGGGAAAAACUGCCACGAAAAUCCGUGCAAGGAUGACAUCUGUCGGGCUUACCCGGAAGCGGAAUGUCGGGUCGAUUAUUGCAGAGGGGGCACUGCAUGGUAUGAUGGGGACAAGGUAGUCGAUUGUGAUGAGUGUCCCUUCGAUGACGCUGUGACUACUUGUAAAGACAAAUGCGCCACGUCCAGCUGCCCAAAUUAUCCCGAUGCACAGAGCACCAAGCGCUGCAGAAUGUACAACUGUGGCCAGUGCACUGCGGAAUACUUCGACCCCGGUAGCAACUACCCUCUGGACUGCUGGGCCUAAGUCCAGAGAUGCCGAGGUUUCUGCAGCAAAUUUUUUGUUUACCCUUUCUCGUAUCUAAGCUGAUUGAUAUUUUUAAACACCUCAACAUGGUUACAAUGUAGACGAUCGCAACUACUUUCGAAAGAAAAUCAAGAUGUGGCAAUACCAGAGGCUCUCAUUGUACGUCACCUGAAAUGUUUGAACGUGACAAAGACGUACAGGGGUGUAUUACGUAAUCUGAACGUGAUCUCUUUAGAAUAUACAACAGUGUAUUGAAAUGACCCCUGAGCUGACGUAAACAAUAAAUGAAUCGCAACUUCAAUAGCCUUUUGCAAUGUGGGUACAGGUUAAUAGUGAACAAUGAUUUUUUAUGGGAUAUACAAUCAGGUAGUGAAAUUACCGAUGCCUCAAGGUUGAUUUGAUUUUUUGUUAACGAUAUUUUUUUCGUGAACUUUAUCACGUUUUGUAUAACCUUUUUUUCUCCAUAACAAUGACGUCAUCAUUGUUGUGAUUGGACAUGUUUCGACAAACCUUGAGUUUAUAUUUAUCAUCCUGUCAUAAGGUAUCAUCUUGUGAAAGGCUUUUUUUCCCAUAUUAAUACAUCCAUUUCGCAUUCAAAAGAUCGCGAGCAUUGAUAAACAAAUUACUGCCAUUUCAAAAGAUAUGUUUUUAAACACCAGAACAUAACCUUUUAUUUAUAAAAGAGUUUCAUGAAGCAAACUUCAGUAAUAAUAACCUAUGGGCAUGUUCACACGAAUCAUCUGAUCAUUGUUACACCAGCCCCUAUAUAUCGGAGAUCAUACAAAGUGAGUUUUCACGAACCAAGCUAUUCCUGUUAUUAUGUUUCAUCUGUUGGGCAACAAUAUCAUAAUUUGAUCCCCCUAAUAUUCAUGUACCAGACCUUAAAAUAAAUAUCUGGUGACACGGCUGCA
Molecule: messenger RNA, 1287 nt
Organism: Strongylocentrotus purpuratus (purple sea urchin)
Lineage: Eukaryota; Metazoa; Echinodermata; Echinoidea; Camarodonta; Strongylocentrotidae
Exons: 3
Coding region: 17-376 (119 amino acids)
Source: RefSeq, a predicted model, not a curated record